GAUGCUUUGUGAACUGAAGUGUACUUAAAUGAACUCAAACAUUAAGCAAAUAAGUUACGUGUGAAAAUAUCCGUGUUGAAACGCGUGGAAUUCUGAAAACUCUUGUCAAUCGUGCUAACUAUCUCGGAACGUUAUGUACUUGCAUUUCAAACAGACAACUUAACGUUAGCCAACAACUUUCGGACUUCAUUCUCUUCAGUUGGUCCUUUAAAAAAUGUUUGCAUUAUAUUUUGUUAAAAUUAUACCUGUUAAAAUUCAAUCUGACUGAAAUAACUGAAAUUUCAUAUUACAAUAUACGAUGUUGUGUGUUAGCGAAGCAGAUUUUUAAUCAGGCGCAUAUGAUAGCUACACAAAGGGUCCUACAGAUGCCGGAAGUACAGGAUCACAUACGCCGGUUGUUGUUAUUGUUGUAGCGUAGCUUCCUAAUAUCGGUAUAAUGAUAGUUUUUUGUUGGUUUGAUGUUUAUAAAUAAAUGAUGUUGUUUUCCGGAAGAGUUUAAGUCUGAUUCUGAUGGCAUGUAGUACAGAAAUAUUCUGAUGUAAAGUGGAAUUAGCGAGCUAGCAGAGAUUAUACUGGAGAAAAUGAUUUCGCAGGUGUUUAUUCUGUCAUCAAAAGGCGACCAUCUGAUCUACAAAGACUUCCGUGGUGAAGUUGAAAAAGACUCCAUGAGCACGUUUUAUGAGAUGGUGUCGUCUCUGAGCGGAGAUCAGCCUCCUGUAGUCAUGAGUCACAAAGGUGUGAACUUUAUUCACAUCCGACACGCUGGACUUUACUGGGUCGUGUCUACGAAGACGGAUCCUUCUCCGUUCACUGUUGUCGAGUUUCUUAACAGGCUUGUCGCUCUAAUUAAGGAUUACUGCGGCAGUGUGUGUGAGAAAACCGUCCGCAUGAACUUCGCUCUGAUCUACGAGCUCCUGGACGAGAUGGUGGAUUACGGCUACAUCCAGACAACCUCCAUGGACAUCCUGAAGAACUUUAUUCAGACUGAGCCGGUCGCCUCCAAACCCUUCAGUCUGUUCGACCUCAGCAACGUCGCUCUCUUCGGGGCAGAGACGCAGCAGAGUAAAGUGGCUCCCAGCGCCGCCGCAGCCCGACCCAUCAUGUCGUCUCACAGUGGAGAGGGAGGUAAGAAUGAGAUCUUUGUGGACGUGGUGGAGAGACUCUCAGUGGUUAUUGGCUCUAAUGGGGUCGUGAUGAAAGCAGAUGUGGAGGGAGAGAUCAGAGUCAAGUGCUAUCUUCCCUCAUGUUCAGAGAUGAGGAUCGGCCUGAACGAGGAGUUUAGCAUCGGGAAGUCUCAGCUCAGAGGUUACGGGGCAGCCGUGCGGGUGGACGAGUGCAGUUUUCACCAGGCCGUGAAGCUCGAUGAGUUUGAUACGUACAGGAUUUUAAAAAUUUGCCCCAGCCAAGGAGAGCAAACCCUGAUGCAGUACCAGCUGAGUGAUGAGCUGCCAUGUCCUCCUCCGUUCCGUCUCUUCCCCACGGUGGAAAAGGAUUAUGGGAGCAGGUUGUUGAUUUUCCUCAAACUGCGCUGCGAUUUGCCGCCUAAAAGCGCUGCUAUAAAUGUUUCAGUGACGGUUCCUGUGCCCAAGGGUUCUCUGAGUCUCUCUCAGGAGUUGAGUAGUCCUGACCAGACGGCCGAGCUUCGGCCCAAACACAAAUCCGUGGUGUGGGAAAUCCCACGAUUCCCUGGAGGAGCUCAGCUCUCGGCUCUCUUUAAGGUGGAGGUUCCCUGUCUUAGCUCCGCCUCUCUCAUGGAGGUGGGGCCUGUCAGCAUGAGCUUCGAGCUUCCCAAACACACGUGUACAGGGCUGCAGCUCCGGUUCGUGCGUCUGUCUCCGAACCAGCAGGGUCCGGCUCAUCGCUGGGUCCGCUACGUCACACACUCCGAUUCCUACACCAUACGCAUCUGAUGAACACACUCACACACACACACACACUCACACACACACACACACACACCUGACGGUGUUUCAGUAUUUCAGUAAUUUCCUGUAUAUUGAGUCCACAAAAUUGACAUUAUCAUGAGUGUUCAUUAAAGUUACUCUGUGAUGCUGAGUAUAUAUAUGUAGAUAUAUCUUUUUUUAAAAUUAAUAUUAUUAUUUUGUAUUAUUUUGCUGUUUGUGAUUUUCUUUAUAAACCAUCAUCAUGCUUUGUAAAAGUGCUGUAUAAAUUAAACAAAUGAUUAUAA
This is a messenger RNA of Pangasianodon hypophthalmus (striped catfish), 2188 nucleotides long. It is a transcript of the gene ap4m1, whose product is annotated as adaptor related protein complex 4 subunit mu 1. Bases 582 to 1910 code for a protein of 442 amino acids. The transcript has 15 exons. Lineage: Eukaryota; Metazoa; Chordata; Actinopteri; Siluriformes; Pangasiidae. Gene Ontology annotation, biological process: Golgi to lysosome transport; protein targeting. Gene Ontology annotation, cellular component: trans-Golgi network; cytoplasmic vesicle; clathrin adaptor complex. The record is from RefSeq and is a predicted model, not a curated record.